This is a messenger RNA of Arachis duranensis, 1242 nucleotides long. RefSeq lists its product as uncharacterized. The record is from RefSeq and is a predicted model, not a curated record. NCBI's taxonomy places the organism in Eukaryota, Viridiplantae, Streptophyta, Magnoliopsida, Fabales, Fabaceae. Bases 1 to 1242 code for a protein of 413 amino acids. The transcript has 3 exons.
AUGGGUCAAGACAUAACCGAAUUGAACGCCUUUAAGGAAGAAGUAAAUUCUAACUUGCAAAACCAAGGAGCUGCCAUCCAGAAGCUAGAAAAUCAAAUUGUGUAUUUGUCUAAGCAAACCCCUGGGCCAAGCGUUUCUCAUGCUGCCAAGGCUAUUACAAGGGAAGAAUGUAAGGCCAUAACCCUCAGAAGUGGAAAGAAGCUAAAGGAGAUUUCAAAGGAAACCACAGAGGAUGAAGCAAAGGAAAAUGUGAGAGACAAGGAACAGGGACAAUCUUUUACACCGUCUGCAACAAAAGAAAAAGAAAAAGAGGUCCUGAAGCCUUAUACACCCAAAGCACCAUAUCCUCAACAUUUGAUGAAAAGUGAAAAGGAUGGCCAAUUCUCCAGAUUCUUGGAGAUUUUCAAGAAGCUUCAAAUCAACAUUCCGUUUGCUGAGGCAAUGAGCUAUCCAUCAGAAUCACUAAAGGAAUGCAUGAGGGUGGAUGUAGUGGACAUUGCAGUACAAGAAACCUUUGAAGAAACAACAAAGGAAGUGGCAGAGGAGGAGUUCACCAAGGAUAUUGAAGUUAGUGACAUCAAGGCUGCUGAAACAACCAUGCCAAGCAUGCCAGAGAGAGUAAAAGAAGAGAAGGAAGCACCACAACCUGAGCUCAAAGCAUUGCCCCCUAAUCUCAAGUAUGCAUACUUGGGUAGUAAUGAGAGCCAUCCUGUUAUCAUUAGCUCUGCCCUGAGCCAAGAACAGGAAGAAGAAUUGAUCAAGGUGCUACAAACUCAUCAAGAUGCCAUUGGAUGGAUCCUAGCUGAUUUGAAGGGGAUAAGUUCAUCCAUAUGCAUGCAUAAAAUCUUGUUAGAAGAGGAUGCUAGACCCUCCAUUCAAGCUCAGAGAAGAUUGAAUCCCGUCAUGAAAGAAGUGGUACAAAAGGAGGUCAUGAAGUUAUGGCAGGCAGGGGUACAAAAGGAGGUCAUGAAGUUAUGGCAGGCAGGGGUAAUCUACCCCAUUUCUGAUAGCCCAUGGGUUAGUCCCAUCCAUGUAGUUCCCAAGAAAGGUGGCAUAACUGUGGUGCCAAAUGAGAGGAACGAACUCAUACCCACAAGAACUGUCACUGGGUGGAGGAUGUGCUAUAAUCAGAUAGUAGUUGAUCCAAGAGAUCAAGAGAAAACAUCAUUUGUUUGUCCAUAUGGAGUUUUUGCUUAUAGACGCAUGCCCUUUGGAUUGUGCAAUGCACCUGCCACUUUCUAA